AUGAAUUAUAUACGAAUAUUGUCCAAAAGUUCUCUUCUUUCAUCAUCUUCUUCAAAUAAAUCUAUAACGCCUUCUGAAGAAGUAACUAAAUUACAAUCUGAAGUAGAAAAACUUAAGCAAACAAUCGAAUCUUUAAAACAAACUGUAGAAAGAAGAGAUGCCGCUAUUGGAACCCUAGCGCGUGAAAAAGAAAAAUUGUACGUUGAACUUAAGACAGCUCAAAGAACUACCAGAAAUUUACACCAGCAAUUAGAAGACGAAAGAGACAUGCACACGAAAGAAAAGGAAUUUUUAAUUGAUGAAAUUAAAAGAAUCGCAAACAAAAACGAAUCGGAGAGUAAUUACAACUAUUACAAUCAAGGAGAUACAAUUGACAGCAUAAUAAGAGAGGAAAUGAGAUCAAAGGAUGAAAUUAUUUGUAACAUUUGUACUAAAUACUUAAAAAUUAAAGAGAGCAAGAAGGCCUUGCUAAGAAACAUUAAAACACUGCAAAGUGAAAGUCAGAAAGUAGGUACUUAUUGAUAAAAUAAAAUCAUUAUUCAUCAUUACUGUUGAGAGUGUUGAGACCAUAAUAUCGGACUAGCUAAUAAUUGAAUUGGUACUUUCUUACAGACAUGUGAAAAUAUAAUAUUACUUUUGGAAGAAAAUAAAAAAUCUCUCGAUGAACUAUUAAGAAAAUUAGUUGAAUAUGGUAAUGUACCACCAGAUAGUAAAAAGUAUUUUAAGAUCCUUCGUCACAAUGCGAGCCUACAUUACGAAAAUACUCAGCUAAAAGUUCGCUUAACAUCCUCAUUGCAUAAGUUUGCAAAUGAUUUAUGUAAAAAUAUUCAUGCAGAAUACAUAGGAAAAAGAAAAGACAGGACUAAUGCUUUUAAGUAUUCAGAAUUAAUUAUGAGAUAUCACAUUAUGAAAUCGAAUAAUCAUUUGUAUAAUGCCUGCAAAAUUACUU
Molecule: messenger RNA, 949 nt
Organism: Ostrinia furnacalis (Asian corn borer)
Lineage: Eukaryota; Metazoa; Arthropoda; Insecta; Lepidoptera; Crambidae
Exons: 3
Coding region: 1-522 (173 amino acids)
Source: RefSeq, a predicted model, not a curated record